This is a messenger RNA of Torulaspora globosa, 666 nucleotides long. It is a transcript of the gene MRPL16, whose product is annotated as mitochondrial 54S ribosomal protein uL16m. The transcript has a single exon. Gene Ontology annotation, molecular function: structural constituent of ribosome; rRNA binding. The record is from RefSeq and is a predicted model, not a curated record. Gene Ontology annotation, biological process: mitochondrial translation. The coding region runs from base 1 to 666 and encodes 221 amino acids. Lineage: Eukaryota; Fungi; Ascomycota; Saccharomycetes; Saccharomycetales; Saccharomycetaceae. Gene Ontology annotation, cellular component: mitochondrial large ribosomal subunit; ribosome.
AUGCUUGCGAGCUUCGGACUCCAGGGUGUUGCCAAAUCUGGGCUCUUUCAGCAGCCGUUUGGGUAUUUUGCACGUUUCAAGCAUGAGUACGCACCGAGAUUCAAAGAGAUACAGAAGAAGCAAAAGGGAAGAGUGCCCGUCCGUACCGGUGGAUCGAUAAAGGGUUCUUCCCUUCAAUUCGGUACGUAUGGUCUACGUUUGAAGACGGAAGGCACGAGGCUGACUGCACAGCAACUGAAGGAGGCGGAUAACGCAUUGAUGAGGUACGUAAGGCCGUUGAACAACGGUAAGCUCUACAGGAGACUCUGUACGAACAUUGCAGUCUGUAUCAAGGGUAAUGAAACAAGAAUGGGUAAGGGUAAAGGUGCUUUUGACCACUGGAUGGUGCGUGUCCCCACCGGUAAGAUUAUCUUCGAAAUGAGCGGUGAUAAUUUGCACGAAAAAGUGGCUCGUGAAGCUUUCAGAAAAGCCGGUAGUAAGCUGCCAGGUGUUUAUGAGUUUGUGUCGGCCGAUUCACUUGUAAGAGUUGGGUUACACGGGUUCAAAGACCCGAAGCACGACCCAAAGGUUAACUAUAUCGAAGAGUUGAAGAAGAAACCCACAAAGGCUUACUUGAACCUGCAGAAAUCCAAGGAGCCACAGUAUAGAAUGUUCCGAGGACGUUAG